CCUUCUCAGUGUAGCCACAUAUUUGAUCUGCAGGCACAAAAUUUGCUGCCCCAGAGAGAUCGGUUGGGAAGACGGAUAUUCAUGAUACGAGUGGAUAACUUCGACUCCAACAAGGUGACAAUAGAUGAAAUUUUCCGCACCAACGUGUUGGCCUUGGAACACAUCGUGCGCGAGGCGGAAACUCAGAUAGCCGGGAUCGUGGUAAUCCUGGAUAUGGCGGGACUAAGUUUACAGCACGCUAAGUUUUUUACGCCGUAUUACGCAAGGAAAAUGGUGGAGCUGGUGCAGGAAACUUUCCCCCUGAGGUUUAAGGGUUUCCAUAUCAUUAACGAGCCGUUCUACUUUGAUGCGGUCGUGGCGGUGUUGAAACCGUUCUUGAAGGAGAAGAUUAGAAAGAGGAUAAUACUUCACGGUAGUGAUCUCUCAUCGCUACAUGCCUUCAUACCAAGUGAUAUUUUACCCACAGAAUACGGAGGAACAGCUGGAUGUUUCGAUAAUAGGCCAUGGUACAUAAGUUUGCUGGCCGAAGAAAACUACUUCAAGGAAUUGGAAACUUUUGGAUAUAAAGUUCAUGUACAAGAAGAUUAAUCGGAUCCUUGCACUGGGUUGGAGUCGUAAUGAAGUGCAACAUUUUCCACGAAACAUAGAAUUUAUUCAUUCCGAUUCCUCAGAAACUGAAACACCCUUAUGAUUAGAGUAUGCAGUAUGUCCAACUUCACUCAAAACCCUAUAACUGUUUGGAAUUGGUGCUCCAACAAUGCUUCUGCUUCACUUAGAUCUCUGAAAAUGGCACUAAGAACUCGAAACAUUUCACUGUUCAGUUUUAUUCUUAGAUUUUUGUUGAUUUCAAUUCACCAUAAUCUGAAAUGUUCUUAUUAUUUGUUAUGUGCAGUGUGUCCAAUUUUGGCUCUAAAAACCCUAAAUCUGUUUGGAUUUGG
Leptinotarsa decemlineata (Colorado potato beetle) is the source of this 938-nucleotide messenger RNA. RefSeq names its product alpha-tocopherol transfer protein-like. Lineage: Eukaryota; Metazoa; Arthropoda; Insecta; Coleoptera; Chrysomelidae. Gene Ontology annotation, molecular function: phosphatidylinositol bisphosphate binding. Gene Ontology annotation, cellular component: membrane. The record is from RefSeq and is a predicted model, not a curated record.